Molecule: messenger RNA, 1173 nt
Organism: Eufriesea mexicana
Lineage: Eukaryota; Metazoa; Arthropoda; Insecta; Hymenoptera; Apidae
Exons: 6
Coding region: 259-1104 (281 amino acids)
Biological process (GO): central nervous system formation; innate immune response
Cellular component (GO): extracellular region
Molecular function (GO): Toll binding; growth factor activity
Source: RefSeq, a predicted model, not a curated record
GAGCGGAUGUUGACGAUAGCGGCACGCGAGACGACGCCAGUCUCGAAAAACUCAGGAUCAGUCGUCGAAAAGCCGUUCACGAUACUAGUUUCGUUCCUCCGCGCACGAUCACCGCUACCUCAGACACGAACAGAAGAAUCAGAAGGAAGUCUUCACGUGCAGCCCUAGUCGAAUGGUCGUCCGAGUUGCCGAGGAACACUGAUCCAAGCAUCUCAGGGUUUCAACGGAACAGCAAGAGCUAGAUUUCGUCUGUACGAGAUGAAGGAACAUCAGAAUAUGAUCUCUGUGUACAGCCUUCUAGUCCUCGUACUGGUCUUGAACAGCGUCGACAGUAGUUCUCGACAAUGGUACAAGCCACCUCGUUCAACCAACAUCGAUUACGGAAAUGUCGACUACCCAUCUUUGAUGUAUGACAUGGACGACAUGAAGGCUCCUGUCCCUCCACAGACAAACGAGAAAUGGCCUUUCAGGCAUGAAAAGGCGAUGAAAGUAACCCGGCGAGCUGUGAACAACUUGAACAAAGAGCUAGAUGCCAUUUACUUCCCUGACAACGAAGGGAAGCAGCUGAUGCUGAGGAAUGGCAUUGUACCUAAAUGCAAUGGAACAACCUUCUGUGAGAAUGUCUCGGAGUACCCUACGAAUAUGAUAAACGAUAUCAUCGAGAAAAAUCCGUAUCUUCGUAAUUACGAGAGCGCCGAUGCGGUAGAUAUCGGGUUCAGACAAAACACUGCAACCGAGGUACUCUGUCUCUCGAAUGAGCAGAUCGUCCGUCCACAAUCAGCGGAAAAUGUGAACAACGAGUGGCUGUACAUCUUUAACAACUCAAACUUUACACAGGGAAUACUCAUAGAAACUUGCGCGAACGAGGGAAGUAGUUGUAGAUUAGUGGAAGGUUUCGCCGGAGGCUACGUUACUUCCUGUAGACAAAAAUACAGUUAUCGUCAGCUGGUAGCAAUCGGGGCGAAUGGCUCAGUUAGUCAUGACCACUUCCGGUUUCCAUCCAGUUGCUGCUGCCAUGUUGAAUUCACCGCCCUUUCAGCGCUCAGGCUCAACCCAACAGAUCGCCUGAAAAAGACACCAGUUGUUGAUGCAAACGCAGAUUGAUCUCAUUUAUCUUAUUUAAAUUUUGUCUAAUUUUUAUUUUGUAUUGAAAAAUAGAAUAGUUAACAGGCA